Molecule: messenger RNA, 5030 nt
Organism: Hippocampus zosterae (dwarf seahorse)
Lineage: Eukaryota; Metazoa; Chordata; Actinopteri; Syngnathiformes; Syngnathidae
Gene: shisa4
Product: shisa family member 4
Exons: 5
Coding region: 182-829 (215 amino acids)
Source: RefSeq, a predicted model, not a curated record
CGAACCUGUGAAAGCACCGCCAUCAUCCGAGCCGGGGUUGAACGACGUCACAGUGUGUUAGUGUGUCAUUUUCGACGAUAAACCACCGUUAGCCGAAACGCCUCGUUUUUCCUCUCCAGCUUGGAUAAUGUGUGACAACAACAGUUAGUCAUCAAGUAAUUUUUUUGUAUACGGGACGAGAAUGGCGUUUCACACGGGUACGAGCGCAUCAGUGGUAUUGUCGACGACAACGACUGCCGUUGUGUUGGCGAUGCUAGCCGUUGUCCUUUGCUCCAGUCCUGUUGGAGCCAAUGAGGACUGCCUGUGGUACGUGGAUAAGAACGGCACAUGGCACAACGGCUUCGACUGCCCACUCAUCACCUUCUGCUGCGGAAACUGUCAUCGCCGCUACUGUUGCCUGGACGCCUUCAAGAUGAUUACGGAGCGCGAACAGAAACGCUGCAUGCUCUUCCAGUUCAGUCCGACUACAUUAGCUGGCAUCGCCUCAUCCAUCCUGCUCUUCGUGGCCAUCAUCGCCACCAUGGUAUGCUGCUUCAUGUGUUCCUGCUGUUAUCUCUACCAGAGAAGGCUGCAGCGGGGCAGGACUCCUUAUGACGCCCAGCAGAUCCCAAUGGCGAGCUACCCCGUUGAGCCACUCUACGACGCCUACGGAAAACCACUCGGGCCGUCCGAGUAUCCGCAUGCGGGCUAUGCUAUGGCACCCCAGUACCCGGGCAUGCCUUCGCAGUACCCCGUGAUGCAGCCUGGACAUUAUCCUCCUCCCAAUAUGGAUCCUGCAUACAGCCAAGCUCCUCCACCGUACUCUCCUCCGCAGUAUCCUGGUCACUGAUCAGCUAAACACACACACACACACCUACACACACACACACGCAUUUAUUGAAAGUGGUCGGUGACAGUGAAGGGUGAAACGGGACUGUUGAAAAAGAAAAGACAUCUUGCACACACCUCAACAAAAAAGGCUUUCGUGUUCAUUCAGCAUAAAGAUAAAAAUUCUAUAAUAUAUUAGUUUUUUGAAGUCUAACAACAUUUCCACUUGUGUCCUCCCUUUUGCAAAUUGCGUGUGUUUGCACAGUGUGUGGUCAGCCAUUGAAAAGACUCUUUCUUUGACCCAAGAUGCAGUAAAUCUGACUAGAAAGUGGCCUCAUUAACCCGCCGCGCUUUGACUUUCCUAUUGUUAAAUGGUUUUGGUAAACCAAAGUCGCCCAGAAGAUGGGAAAGUGCAUCCAAAUAUUUGACAGGCUGAAAUGUUUGGAUGAGUUGUACACCGCUACUGGGAUCACAGGGUAUGUACAUUGUGACGUUCCAUUGUUUGGUUGUUUUUUUCGUUCUGUUAUCGUUUCCCCAAAUACAUUUUGACGCUUGCUGUCAAGUAGUGUAAAUGUGACAUGAGGCAACAUACUAGCUCAUCCCUGUGACUGAUCCACAAAUAUGAUUUCAUGAUGUCUGUCAUUUAAGAGUAAUUGCUUUGGUACAAAGCAGUUUUCAAGUGCCACGCUGAAAAGAAAAAAAAUGGAAAAAAGUAUUUUUCAUGAGAACUAAGUCUUAAUAUUAUGCGAAACGUUUUAAAAAAAGAACAAGACAAAUGUUGGUGCAAGUGAAAGUCAGGGAGGGAUGAAAUCAGAAAUGUUACUAGAAAUCAGAAGUUUAUUUUUUGUUUGUAAAGAUGUCGUCAAAAGUAAAGAUGUAGUAAUAAUAGAAGACCAUAAAUAUAUAAUAAAAAAAUUACUAUUCUGAGUAAAAGUUGCCAUUGAACUGGAAGAAUAUUUUUUUUCAGAGAAUAAUAAGAACAAAGUUGCCAGAUUACAAGUUAGUCACAUUACAACAAGCAAAGCCAUUAAAAAAACCCUCACAAUUUAACUUUAAAAUCUAGCGUUUUACGAAUGAAAGAGUGAUCACAAGAUUAAACUGUAAUAUGAAAACAUUGUCAUUUUAAUGGGAAUAGUCAUAAUGCCAAAUUUUUGCGGAAACAAAGACAACAAAGUUGGAACUUGAGGGCAAAAAAAAUUCUCACACUGUUCAUUUCAGAGCCAAACUAUAAAACGACGGAAAUUGAUAUAUUUCUUCAAUAUUUUCUGUAGUUCUAUUUUACAGAGCAGAAAGUUGAGCAUUUUACAAUAAACCAAAUGGCCAAAGAAUGUUCUUUCACAUUAUUUAAAAAAGAUAAUAAGAUUAUAUAAUAUAAAACAUGAGUUGAUUUUUACCAAAAUGUUGUACGAGCGAAGUUUCAACACAAUGACAAAAGUGUGUCAUUUUACAACUAGCAAAGUGAUGACACAAGUCACAAUUCGAUAUGAGGAAAAGUUUUACAAUUACAUAAAAAGGUCAAUUUUCAUAUGGUAGGAAAAGAAUUUCCUGAAGAAUACAUUGUCAUUUUACCUAAAUACAUUAAGAACAAGUUUGUUAUUUUACAAAGGAAAAAAUAUAAUGCAGUUGAAGGAAAGAUGUAAUUUAACAUGGGAGAUAAUAAGAUAAGAUAAGAUGAGAUAAGAUUAGAUAAGAUAUUCUUAUUUGUCCCACACUGGUGAAAUUUACAGCCUCCAGCAGCAAGAAUGUGGGUAAAAAGAAGAAAGAAGAAAAAAACAAACACACACAUUGUUCAAUUAAGUGCAAUAUAAAUACAAAAUUGAUAUAUCGCAGUGCUAUUAACAAUAGUUUUUCACAUUAUUUAACUAUUAUUAUUAUUGUUAUUAUUUUUAUAAUAUAUCUUAUAGAUAAGAUGUAAUUAUACUAGAAUCAAUUCGUAACUAUUCCAGGAGAAAAAAAGCAAAGCAUUUUAUGACCAAUUUCACUUGAAGUCGUCAUUUCACAUUCAUUUCUGCUGGAAAAUCUCUCUUCUUUCACAACUGUCAUUAUCCUAACAUGAAUAAAAAUUCAAAUUUGAUGAGAAAAAAAAUGGUAAUAUUCAAAAAGUUGUGAUUUCACAAGAACAGGUCAUAAUAUUUAUGAAUAAAAACGAGAAUAAAGUGAGAUUUGUGUGUGUGUGUGGGGGAGGGGGAGGAGGGGAGAAAAACAUGCUAACUUUCCCAGACCAAAGAAGUAACAAAAUGUGAAGUUAUGACUUUAGAAGUGCUGUUUUCUUUCCAGUGUGGCGCUGCUAUUGUCGGUACGUAUGCCAUUGUCGCUGCUUGAAAUACCGAAUGCUUACCUUCUGCUUACUUUGAAUUCUCUCAUUAGUCGAAGCACUGCAUUGUUUUUCAUUUGUCGGUCAAAGUUUUUCUAUUAGUUGCACCUUGACCAGCAUCAGGAUGCUACCUACUUCCUUUCUUUUCUCCUUCCCAAAAUGAAGUAGAACUGGAUUUGCAUUGAAGUCAAAGGAGGAUGCGCUAGCUUGACGUCCGUGUUGAAUAUUUGUUGCAAUGAUUGCUGGUGUAACAUAUCAAGUCAGGGGAGUUGCUGCUCAGUUACGCUGCUUUGAAUUUUUUAACUGGACACACAACAUUCCGCCUCACCAUUGCCCUGAAACUAACACUGGAUUUACGUUGCGAGGGUCAAGUGACACAAGGGCAACCAAAAAAUUCACCCCACUAGCAUUGUACAUGAACGGUGGGAUGUUAUUAAACUCGAUUUAGAGCAGUGGUUCUUAACCUUCUUAAAGGUACCGAACCCAACCAAUUAAUAUGCACGUUCACCGAACCCUUCAAGAGUGAAAAAUAAAAAUGGGAUUUUUUUUUAAGUUCAAGACAUUAAAAAAACACAUUUAUUAAAAACAGAAAAAAAGUGAAUACAAUUUCAAGAGAUAAGUAUCUUUUUUUUUUUUUAUUCUACGACGUACGAUCACGACAGUCACACAUUGACGACUAAGCAAACUAAAUCUCUCACAGCAUUGAUUGGACAAGCAAUGUCGUGUGAUCAUCUGCAGCCAGUGAUGGCCAAGCGGGCGUGUCAUAACUAAUUGACAUGUUGAGUCGGGUGUGACUUAACCUCCGUGGCUCCGUCGAACCCCUGGGACCGAUUCACCGAACCCCUACUGUUCGAUCGAACCCAGGUUAAGAACCACUGACAGUAUUUGCAUAAAACUACACAGGCUAUUAGCAGCCGCGUUGCAAAAGAAGCAAAAAACACACUUGGACUUUUGACUGAACGAGGUGCGUUUAACACCAACAAAACAAGACACCUGGAACACAACUACUGUUCAAUGGCCAAGUUUUUGUGAGCAUACAAGAAAAGAUUAAUUUCAUUUCGGGAGAGAAGCAGCGUGCUGACAGGUGUUUGAAUGUGAUCGGUUUACUCUGAAUACAGCCACAUCCCUGUUAAUAUGAGGGUGUGCACCGCAGUACUUCAGUUGUUGUGUUUUUACUUUCCCUCUUGAAAUUAUUUUGUUUUUAAUGGUGGUGAACAUCUUGAAGCUGUUAUUAUUAUUUAUUUUUGUUGUUGUUAAUCACAAACCCCGGGCACUUGAAGAGGGGUGUGUAGACUUUUUCUACCCACUGUAGGCAUUUAAUCGGAAUUGAGCACUUGGCUCUACAGUGUAAAUUAAUUUUAAAGGGGUCAGCCAUCAAAGUCCAUAUUUUAUAAUCCCACUCCUCAUUUGUUUUGUGGUGUUUUAACAUGAUACUGAUGAAUGAUACUGUAACAAUACUCUGGCUUUCCAAUGUCAUGAAAUUGACCUCUAGUAGCUAAUUUUUAGGCAAUCAGAUCAAUUCUCAUCAUAAUGUGAAGGGAAAAAACCUCAAAGGUUUAUACCCUUACGUUUAUUUGACAAACUGCAGUUUUCCUCUCUUCUCACCGCCGCUCAUGUCGUUGAUCUUUGAUUUGUAUUUUACCCGGUGAGAGCAAACUUAUGUCCAGAGUUACUGAGCCAAUGUAAAGCACACUGGAAAUGUUUGAACGCUUUAACCUGUACUCCACGUAGGAAUUCCUCAGUGUCUUUUAGUUGUUGUUUUUUGUUUGUUUGUUUGUUUUAACCUCUUGAUCGCGUGUGUCUUAUAAAACCUGUUGGGAAAUAACUAAAAUGGAAGCUAUGACAUUGUAAUAUAUAACAUGAGUGAAGAAUUUAUUUCUAAUGACAUAAAGUUUAACUUUGGAAUGUA